Molecule: messenger RNA, 2501 nt
Organism: Metschnikowia bicuspidata var. bicuspidata NRRL YB-4993
Lineage: Eukaryota; Fungi; Ascomycota; Pichiomycetes; Serinales; Metschnikowiaceae
Gene: VPS33
Product: tethering complex ATP-binding subunit
Exons: 1
Coding region: 146-2224 (692 amino acids)
Biological process (GO): vesicle-mediated transport; intracellular protein transport
Cellular component (GO): fungal-type vacuole; CORVET complex
Source: RefSeq, a predicted model, not a curated record
UCUAAGGUGGAUUCCUUUCGGGUUUUAUGAUGUGCGUGUAAAUGUAAAAAGAGUAUGAACCCUCGCGCACAAACUCCUAUGCACCACAAAGACUGACAAACUAACGCUGGACAGGCAAGACCCAGGGCAGCCAUAGUACUCAACGAUGAAUUUCCAAAAUCUUGGCGCUCAUUUCCAUACAUCAUCUAAGGAGAAUUUGCUCGCAAGCAUAUCCCAGACGAACUGUGUCGGUAAUUUACUAGUAACAUCACGCGAGACUUCCAAGGUUUUGAAUUUUUUGACACCAUUUGGGGUGUUGAAAGAAACAGGUGGGUUUGAUCGAAGCGUUUUGAUUGAUCAAGUUUCCCUGAAAGAUGAAUUUUUGAAUACAAUACAGGCGUACACCUCACUUACAGUUAUUGUAUCCAAUGAGAAUACCGGCAUUAAGCAAUUGAAGAAGUUUUGGUCAUGGAUUGAUCACCAAAAGCUUUCGAAUAUCAACAUAAUUGUUCAAAACCUAAAUGCCUCAUUUUACUAUCAGAUACUACGAAGCAUGCUCAAUUACUCCGAAGACAUACUUGAGAAAUGCUCAAAAUUUGAUCCCAAGACUUCAACUAUCCGUUUGUCUGCCAAGUGUAGACUCUUUUCAUGGAAAAUUUAUCCUUUUCUCAUUCAUGACAACAUUUUUUCGAUCAAUAUGGAGGAUGGUGGUCUUUCAGCAUAUCUUGAAAACCCUCUUAAGAUUGUUUCCAGUCUUAAUGACUUAUUCAUGGAUAUUUUAUCUGAGACUACGGCUCGCAAGGAUAUCAUCAAAAUAAAAAACAUAUUCGCAAAGGGUGACCAUUCUAGUCUCUUGAUAAAAACUUUGGUUGAGGAAAGCAUCCCAGAGUUUUUGUCUACAAAACUCACGAUCAAUGAACAAGAGUUUUACUCGAAGAAGCAAUCAGGAAAUACGGAUUUGAUAGUUCUAGAGAGAAAUCUUGACUAUUUUCCUCUUGUUCUCAGCCACACAAACUAUAUGGGUCUAUUGGAUGAUCUUUUUGGAACGGACGAUGAGCUUAAUAAUAUUCUUUCGACAAAAGACAAGUUGGACGAUGAACUUUUUCAUAAUCUAAAGCAUCUUAAUUUUGCAUCAAUUGGGGUGAAACUAAACAAGCUUGCCAAAUACAUACAACUGGAGUUUGAGCAAAAUGGCAAGGCAAACGACUUGGCAGAGAUCAAGCAGCUAGUAAAGAACCUUGGAAACCUAAGCUCGAAACAGGACAUGAUUCGCAAACAUACUCAUUUGAGUGAGACAAUGCUCCAGCUUAUAAAGUGUAACAAGGACGGAACUCAAAAAUUCAAUGCACAUGAGUUGUGGUAUGAGCUUCAAAACGAGGUUUUUGAUCUUGAUUACAAGCAACAAGUAAAAAAAGUGCACUCGAUGAUGGAACAAUCGUUCCCUUUCGAGAUCGUCAUGAGUCUAGUUGUGUUGACAUCCCUUAUCAAUGACGGUUGGCGCCAACACGACAUGGAUGUAAUUCUUAUUUCCAUACAACUGAAUUUUGGCUUGAAGGGUGCUUUAACAUUGAGAAAGCUUUUGGAUUAUAAAAUCAUAAAAGUUCACACAAAAGGGACUGAUUUUUUCGGAGCAUUUACCUUCGGGAAAACAGAAAUUGAAACAACAACUGCAUCGACUCUCGCCACAACUGCAGGCAAUAAUCCUGUGACGGCAGAUGCGAUAAGCUAUGAAGAUUCAUCAAUUGUUGGAAUAUCAAGUGGUCAAGAUGUGUAUAAAAGCACGUAUACUUUGAUCAGCAAAUUCUGGAACUUGCACCCUUUAGAAGAGGAAGACACUGACAGCUCUGCCGUGGAAACUGUCUUCGACUAUAAACAGCCAUCAUUCACACUUCCUUCCGCGACAGUACCGCUCAUCACCCGAAUUGUUGAACUGCUUUACUUCCGAGAGUUUUUGAAGUAUAAACCAGUGAAUAAUGUUCUGAAGCGACCCAACUGGCAUAAUCUCAACAUCGAUACGAUGUUUAAAGGCCAGACUAUUGACAAAAAUGUAUGUGAUAUGCUGGAGAAUCGAAAAGGAGCCAUGAAGGGAACUGAACAGCAUUACGUUAUAUUGGUUAUACUCGGCGGUAUCACCAGAAGCGAAAUUAGUGCCUUUCAAAAUCUACAAGGCAAGCUAGAUCGAAAAAUACUCGUCGUAACCACAGGUCUUGUGAGUAACAAGAAGUUCUGGCAAGUCAUUGAGUAGAAGCACAAUCUGCAUUUCGACACCAAGCUAAAUUCAAGUAAACUUUUAUUAAUGCAUAUACACAAAAGUGGGCAGCGAUACUCAGGCCUUUCAGACAGAAUCUUCGGCUUCUUUCUCGGCCUUCAACUUAGCGUAAAAGGCAUCUCUUUUUUGGACUAUAGGCAUGUGCUCGUAUCUCCAGUAGAGACCAGCCAGCAAGAAGCCAAUGCCGAAGCCAACGGAGAUAUCCGUUAUAAUUUUUUUUCUUAAAGUACCGGUAAUUGGAGCAAUGGCCAUU